GUUGACAGCGGAAUUUAGCCAUUGGCUCGAAUUCUGAAAACCCAAGCUACUGUUUACAAAAUUAAUUUAAAAGCAUCAACACGAAGGAUUCUUCUGAUUGGAUAACCGUCGGCCACCGGAACGCAUCGGCAUGAAUGUUAAUGUAUGCGAUGUACCGAAUAAUAAUCCAGCUACAUAUUGCCGGUUGUGCUUUUCGCAGACAAAAGUAGUGCCGAUUUUCCCCUUAGGAAGUAACCACAAUCAGAAAUUAAUCAAUCAGGUCUACCAGUGGACCGGCGUUCAGAUCAACUAUCAGGAAGAUUUUACCUGUGCAAUCUGCUGGAAAUGCACUGUUACUUUGGAAGAAUUCCAGCGCUUUUGUGAUCGUUGCAAGAAAAACGAUUGGGUUGUAAGGCAGAAACGUACUGACGUAAACAGAAUCGUUCAGAAAACAGAUCACCACGAAAACAACGGAAACCAAAUGGAUGACCGACGGUUUGGGUACAUGUACCCAUUGAUGCAGCCUACCUUAGGGUACGAGUUUCGUCUACCUAACGAUCCGCGGGAUCGAGCACCUUUGGAACAUCCCCGAUCGCUAGUUCGUGCCAACCAUGAAGCACAAGCGUCCUCUUCCAAUCACAUGCCUAAAACAGAAUCGAGAAUAGAUAUUGAUACUGAGUUUAAACAUGUGCUACCAGUGGAACGACUUCCGGAAGAGCUUGUCAAUAUGUUAGAUUUACCAGCUACAUCAUCGAAGAAGGGAAAUACUAGUGUAGCAGUUAAUGGCACAGGUAUUGAUGGAGCUCCAAAACAACGUAGCAGUCAGUAUCAAAAGAUAGUUGAGUCCGGCGGGGUUAAGUGUCCAAUAUGCAAGAAGCCUUACACAACGGAUAAAAAUCUCAAAAAGCAUCUCCGUCUGCACACACUAUCGCUGCCAUUCACGUGCAAUGAUUGCGGUGCGAAGUUUUCCGAGCGUAGAGAUUUCCAGAAACAUCAGGAACGAUACCAUGGGCCGAAUGCGACCGCUUCGGUGUCUGAAAUUUUCCAUUGCGAGUUUUGUUCCAGAGUUUUCACCAGGCAACGAGACAUGACCAAGCAUGUACGUUUGUUCCACGAGCCUCCUGAGGAUGCAAAGUGAGUACAGUCGGUGGCCGGAACAGCUCUUCGGAAAAUAAACAUUUAAAUAACGAGAUGAUUAAAUGUAGACAAAUAUCUGUACAACCAAUUGUGUAAUAAAUCAACAAAAUUUCGGAGUGAUUGAA
Messenger RNA from Ochlerotatus camptorhynchus, 1241 nucleotides. RefSeq names its product chorion transcription factor Cf2-like. The coding region runs from base 131 to 1117 and encodes 328 amino acids. The transcript has 3 exons. Gene Ontology annotation, molecular function: DNA-binding transcription factor activity, RNA polymerase II-specific; zinc ion binding; RNA polymerase II transcription regulatory region sequence-specific DNA binding. Gene Ontology annotation, biological process: regulation of transcription by RNA polymerase II. Gene Ontology annotation, cellular component: nucleus. The record is from RefSeq and is a predicted model, not a curated record. Lineage: Eukaryota; Metazoa; Arthropoda; Insecta; Diptera; Culicidae.